AUGGCUGCCCCAACCCCAGACAGCGUUCCAGAGAGAUCGCAUCUUCUCUUUGAACAGAGCCCUACCGAGGAUGAGCCUUCUCCUGACAAUACCGCCAAAGGAACAUCUACGUCAAACACCGAUAAGCAAACAAAACCGCCAUUUUGGCUAAGCAAGUAUGCAUUGCUCAUGUUUUGUGUUAUUUUCAUCACCCUGGCCGCCUCUCUUAUCGUUCUCAAGUACGUCUCUGACGCUCAGGAUGGUUUCCCGCUCAACUUCUCCUCCAGCGAGUAUACUUGGACUUAUGGCCCAACCGCCAUCCUUGUCAUCGUCCUGAGUCUCUGGAGACGGGUCGAUUAUUAUUUUAAAUCAGCUGAACCUUGGAGAGAACUUCAAUCUGGGCCUGUGGUUGCAUCCAAGUCUUUGCUUCUCGAUUAUGUUUCGCCCUUCCAGCCAUUCAGCGCAUUCCACGCUUUCAGAAUUGGCCAUUACCGAGUUGUUGCGACAAUCUUGUCCUUUUUCAUCCUCAAAGGCACUAUCCUUAUCUCCACUACCCUCUUUUCCGUUCAAUCAUCCCUCCACCAUCAAUUGUUCAACAUCACAUACCGAGAUGUUUUCGACGCAGAGAAAGCUUGGACCUCUCCGGCUUUCUACUCAACCUUGCAAUUUGAAGACUGUGUCUUCUUCAGCGGGGGCUCCGAUCAGGGCAUCUGGCACUAUCUCGCACGCCUGAACAAUGCCGUGGCAAAUGAUUCUACUUGGAAAACUGUUGAUGGAAGAGUGACGCAGAGAUUCACCCCGCCACAAUCGGUGUUCAACCUAACAGCACUCGAAGCUCCCGUCGAUGUUUUCGUUCCACAUGUCGCCUGCGAAGAGGCCACUUUAUCUAUCGACUAUGAUGUUCGUAGGAGUCGUGUGGAGUACUCUUGGACCUCAGACACUUGCUCUACAGGAAGGCAUGAUGCUUAUCUUUGUCCUGAUCAUAGGGCUUCGGGUUACAACAUUACGACCUGCGGAGAAACGCCCCGGGCAUACAGUCUUCAUCGUGCAAACUGUUCAACGAGUCUUACACAUGAUGGUGAUGCUGAGUAUCGCUGGUCAGAUGAUUUAGAGGACCAUGACAUUCGAUACGCGAUUACAGUCGCGCAGUACACGAUUGAUAUGGAUGUCGCGGAGCAUAACGUCUCCCAAGCCAUAAGCCUCGUCAAUCAUUCGGCUGUUAUAUGCAAGAUUGGGUAUAAUAUUGUGUCAGGUUCCGCAACUCUAGAUGUGCUUUCCGGGGACGUCUCGUUGAAUCCUGUGGAGAUGAAUGGGGGAAGACAGUUGAAGAAUUUGACCAACUCAUCCCUGGCAGAAAUGCUUAUAACAAAUCUUGACACUUCGUCGACGGCUCUCGUUGUUGAUAAGAAUGUACCUAUCAUGACAAUCGAGCCUGGUGUCACUGACAUGGGCUGUGGCGCUGGCGAUGCAUUUGCUCAACUAAUCGCUGUAAAGCUUGGGGAACACUUCAAGCCUAGCAUUCUCUGGCAGCCCUUUGUACUCAGAAAUAUUUCCAUUGACAUUCUAGAAGGGCUGCUUGACGAGUUUGCUCGAGAGUCAUUGCUAGUGAACAAACUUACAAAUGGCACCGCCAAAGGCUUGGUAAAUGAGACUCGGCUUCAUAUGCGGACUCUGGCUGUUUGUACUAUGGCUGCAAGCUUCUCAGUAUUGGCGGCAAUAUGCUUCCUGAUGCUCAUUUUCUCUCCCGAGAGUCUCUGGAUCCCUUCUAUGUGCGGUUCAAUCGCUGGCCAUGCCGCUAUAUUAAUCAACAGUCCAUCACUGCAAGAUUUGCUACGGAGCGAGGGGCAGUCAAGCGAAAAGGAGCUGGCUGAUAGCUUGAAAGACAUUACAUUCAAGACAGUUGUUAAUUCUCCCGGGAAUCUUGGUGUUGAAACUAGUGAGGAAAGCCCCUCGCUGAGCGAUAAGUCCGAACCAAAGAGCUUGAAGGAUAGGAAAUCCUGGACCCCGAUAUCUGGGCGGCGUCGGUUUGUCGUCGCAACACUGGCAUUUCCUUUGUUGGCCAUAGGAGGUCUUGAACUCUUACAACAACUGUCGAACAAGAGGCAAGGUCUUGUUGAUAUGCAUAGGACCGACUCAACCUCCAUUUCAUACACAAUACGCAUAGCUUCGACGGCUACUGUCUUUGCCAUAGCCACAUUGGUCAACAGCCUAGAUUUCACUAUAACAGCCUUUGCUCCUUAUAGCAGUCUUCGGGGAGCCAAUUCACCCCCUGAAAGAAGCAUCUUGUUUCAUUUGCUCUCUGUGUCUCCAUUCCUGGUCUUCUUCAAGUCAUUGAGGGCUUGUCAUUUUGGCCCCGCCGCUUCCAACAUCUCCUAUCUCUUGAGCAGCUUUCUUACAAUUAUCGUAUCUGGUCUGUGGACUCUCACUGGUCCUGUCACCUUAGAGGGACCAUUCUCUGCCAUGGUGGGAAAUUGGCGGUCUACGUGGCCUGUUGGGGCUGUUGACGAUGGCGGGGCAGCAAUGAUUCUCAAUCUGGUUCGAUAUGGCGGUGCCAACACGUCCUCUAGUAUUUGGCAAGAUUUGGUGCUACCACGUGUCAGCCUUACCUCAUCUACUCCCAUAUCUGAUGAUAUAUACCGAUCUGCCAACUACACAUACGCCAUAGGAGGGUUACGGCCACUACUUGACUGCUCCGUAGCUCCACAAGAGAAUCUGACAAUGACAAUGUGGAGGGACGUUGGCUGUCGUCUUGUAGCCAAUGACGAGGAGCAGGACUGUUCGUUCAAACGCACAAGAGUAACCCUUCGUCGUCCAGAAGGCUGUGAAGGCCAUGAUACAGACGGCACCUUCUCAUUUGGCACUGCGACGGAGGGAAGGGGAGCUUUUGAAGCCCCGAGGUGGGUUGGCAGGUUCCUGGAUCUGAACACAAUUCUGGCUGGUUCCAAUGCCUCUUGUCCGACGAUCGGAGUGCUCUUUGGACAGAUGGGAAGCAACGAUACAUCCGAUUGGAACAUGACAGCUUUAGUAUGCACUCAGGGACUUGAACAAGUCCCUGUAACCGUCACAUACAAGGGCAAUCCGUCCCUCAGAGAGAUUAAUGAGCAACAUCCACCGAAGCUGGAAUUAGAAAAGGCAUGGAGAUGGAUCAAUGGUACCUCAAAGUCCAAAGCAUUCGGAUACCAGCCUGGACGCUUUCUCGACGCCGAUCUAACGCCGUUUCCAAUCGAUGAACCUGAUACCAGGACGUUUGAUGAAGACGACGAUCCCUUUUUUGAUCACCUACUGCAUGGUCCUAACAGAAUAGAAAGGGAGAGUCUCCUUGGGCCAAGCAACACUGAGAAGUUGAUUCGCGCUGUCCAAAGAGACUACAGUGAAUACAUGAGACACGUAAUUGAUCUUAACUUUCGUGCAAAUAGCAGCAACGCUCAUGACGAUCUCAUCUCCGCCGAAGCUUUGCCGAACGCGAGGCCAUCAUCAGUCGCUACCGAGAUAACUGGGACGACAUCUGCACAAGUCACUCGUCUCGCCAUUCACACGACUUCAAAGCUCCUACUACAAAUUCUCCUAGGUUUAAUGGCCCUCCUUAGUUUGGCGAGCUACCUUCUUGUAAAGAUAGACGGAACACUUCCGCGCAAUCCGUGCAGUAUUGCGAGUACCAUGGCAUUCCUGGCUGGAUCUCAGCUAUGCGAUCGAGAUGCAGGUAUUAUACCGCAAGGAGCUGAGCACAUGACUGAUGGACAGCUGAAGGAGGUUUUCGAUGGCUGGGUGUUUAGUCUUGGGUGGUGGCAGAAAGAAGAAGCUUCGGUGGAGUCCGAAGAGCCGAAUGAUGAUGCGAGUACAUUGGGAGACAGAGAUGUUCCAGAUGAGGCACAGGAAGGUCAAAGAACUCCUGGCAGAUUUGGUAUCGAUGUUGGGCGAGCGAAUGUUUCCAAGUUCUAA
Messenger RNA from Fusarium odoratissimum NRRL 54006, 3918 nucleotides. RefSeq lists its product as uncharacterized. The transcript has a single exon. Bases 1 to 3918 code for a protein of 1305 amino acids. The record is from RefSeq and is a predicted model, not a curated record. Lineage: Eukaryota; Fungi; Ascomycota; Sordariomycetes; Hypocreales; Nectriaceae.